Sesamum indicum (sesame) is the source of this 3214-nucleotide messenger RNA. RefSeq names its product chaperone protein ClpB4, mitochondrial. Gene Ontology annotation, molecular function: ATP hydrolysis activity; ATP binding. Gene Ontology annotation, biological process: cellular response to heat; protein refolding. NCBI's taxonomy places the organism in Eukaryota, Viridiplantae, Streptophyta, Magnoliopsida, Lamiales, Pedaliaceae. Gene Ontology annotation, cellular component: cytoplasm. The record is from RefSeq and is a predicted model, not a curated record.
AAAAGGAGUUCGAAAACCGGAAGCUUCUACUGCAUUCUAAAUUACGGGUUUCCUUCGUUAAGAAAGCAGAAAUUGAAGUUUCAUACAGCUUAUUGUGUGUGCACAGUUCAGUUUCGUUUAUGUUUCUGCUUUUAUUUCAUUAGUGGCGAUGGCAACUUCUAGAACCUCAUCAGCCGCGCGGCUAAGCAGGUCGGUGGCCUCAGCACUCAGGGCGCCGCGCACUGGCUCUCCAGCUCCCCCAAUCCCUGAACACUACGCUGCUGGCCAGUCUAUCCGCUCCGCCGCGGCUGCUUUUCUCGCCCCUCCUCGCCCGAUUGUGACUGCUAAUGAGUGUGGAUUCUUUGCCGUGAUCCCUAAUAAAUUGUCUACAUCAUGCCUCAGCCGCAUGGCGUCGGGCCCCGGCGUCGCCCGCUCUUACUCUGCCUCUGCUCCCAGCGGCCAGAUUAGUAACUCAGAGUUCACUGAGAUGGCAUGGGACGGGGUUGUAGGAGCUGUGGAUGCAGCAAGAGAUAGCAAACAUCAAGUGGUUGAAACCGAGCAUCUAAUGAAAGCCCUUCUGGAACAAAAGGAUGGGCUGGCAAGAAGAAUAUUCACCAAGGCUGGGGUUGACAACACAUCACUUCUGCAAAUUACCGAUAACUUCAUAUCUCAACAACCAAAGGUUUCAGGAGACACAAGUGGACCUAUUGUGGGCUCUCAUUUUAGUUCUCUGUUGGAGAAUGCACGGAAGUUUAAAAAAGAAAUGGGUGAUUCAUUUCUGUCUGUUGAGCAUCUAGUGUUAGCGUUUCCCUUGGAUAAGAGAUUUGGUCAACAACUGUUCAAAAAUCUUCAACUUAGUGAGAAGGCAUUGAAGGAUGCGGUUCAAGCUGUUCGCGGUAGUCAAAGAGUAACUGAUCAAAAUCCAGAAGGCAAAUAUGAGGCACUUGAGAAGUUUGGGAAUGACUUAACUGAACUUGCAAGACGUGGAAAACUUGACCCCGUUAUAGGACGGGAUGAUGAAAUACGGCGAUGUAUUCAAAUUUUAUCGCGCAGGACAAAGAACAACCCUGUUAUAAUUGGGGAACCUGGAGUUGGAAAAACUGCAAUUGCUGAAGGGUUAGCUCAAAGGAUUGUCCGUGGAGAUGUUCCAGAGCCUUUGCUGAAUCGAAAGUUGAUCUCGUUGGACAUGGGUUCUUUGCUUGCUGGUGCAAAGUAUCGAGGAGAUUUUGAGGAACGGUUAAAAGCUGUAUUGAAGGAAGUCACUGCUUCAAAUGGGCAGAUCAUAUUAUUUAUUGAUGAAAUUCACACAGUAGUUGGUGCAGGGGCUACUGGAGGUGCAAUGGAUGCUGGAAAUUUGUUGAAACCCAUGCUUGGGCGAGGGGAACUCAGAUGCAUUGGAGCCACCACACUGAAUGAAUACAGGAAGUAUAUUGAGAAGGACCCUGCUUUAGAACGUAGAUUUCAACAAGUAUUUUGUGGACAGCCAUCUGUAGAAGACACAAUUUCCAUUUUGCGUGGACUGCGUGAACGCUAUGAGCUUCACCAUGGGGUGAAAAUAUCAGACAACGCUCUGGUUUCAGCAGCAAUUCUUUCAGAUAGAUAUAUUACAGAGCGUUUUCUUCCUGACAAAGCGAUUGACCUUGUCGAUGAAGCUGCUGCAAAAUUGAAAAUGGAGAUCACAUCCAAGCCUACAGAGUUGGAUGAGAUAGACAGGGCAGUGCUUAAGUUAGAGAUGGAGAAGCUAUCUCUGAAAAAUGACACAGCCAAAGCCUCCAAAGAUCGGCUGGUCAAGCUGGAACAUGAUUUAGGAGCUCUCAAACAAAAGCAACAGGAGUUAAAUGAGCAGUGGGAAAAUGAGAAAAUUCUCAUGAACCGAGUUCGAUCAAUUAAAGAAGAGAUUGACAGAGUUAACCUGGAGAUGGAAGCUGCAGAGCGUGAGUACAACCUUAAUCGCGCUGCUGAACUCAAAUAUGGUACAUUAAUGUCACUCCAGCGCCAGCUUGAAGAAGCCGAGAAGAGCCUUGCCGAUUAUCGUAAAUCUGGAAAGUCAUUACUAAGGGAGGAAGUUACAGAUCUUGAUAUUGCUGAAAUAGUAAGCAGAUGGACAGGCAUACCACUAUCUAAUCUCCAGCAAACUGAAAGAGAGAAGCUUGUCUUGUUAGAGCAGGUCCUCCACAGAAGGGUUGUUGGUCAGGACAUGGCCGUCAAGUCUGUAGCUGAUGCAAUACGACGUUCAAGGGCAGGCCUUUCUGACCCAAAUCGGCCUAUUGCAAGCUUCAUGUUCAUGGGGCCUACAGGUGUUGGUAAAACUGAGCUCGCUAAAGCUCUUGCCGGGUACCUUUUCAACACUGAAAAUGCACUUGUACGCAUUGAUAUGAGUGAGUACAUGGAAAAGCAUGCAGUUUCACGAUUGGUUGGAGCACCACCGGGCUAUAUUGGAUAUGAAGAGGGUGGACAGCUAACAGAAGUAGUCCGCCGAAGGCCGUACUCGGUUGUUUUGUUUGAUGAAAUUGAGAAGGCGCAUCAUGAUGUAUUCAACAUCCUUUUGCAGCUGUUGGAUGAUGGAAGAAUUACUGACUCUCAAGGACGGACAGUCAGUUUCACCAAUACUGUUCUGAUUAUGACAUCAAACAUUGGAUCUCAUUAUAUCCUUGAAACUCUGAGAAAUACACAAGAUAGCAAGGAUGCUGUUUAUGAUGUAAUGAAAAGGCAGGUAGUUGAGAUAGCAAGACAAACUUUCCGACCAGAGUUCAUGAAUAGGAUCGAUGAAUACAUUGUUUUCCAGCCCCUGGACUCCAAACAAAUCCGUAAAAUUGUUGAAAUCCAGCUGAAUCGUGUUAAAGACAGACUUAAACAGAAGAAUAUUAACAUCUGCUACACAGAGGAAGCUAUUAAACUCCUGGCAGCAUUAGGCUUUGACCCAAACUUUGGAGCAAGGCCUGUGAAGCGGGUCAUACAGCAGAUGGUUGAGAAUGAGAUUGCAAUGGGCAUCUUAAGAGGAGAUAUUAAGGAUGAAGAUACUAUAAUCCUUGAUCACAUCCCAAAUGCUGGAGAUGUCCCAUCCCAAAAUAGAUUGUGCAUUAGGAAAAUGGAAAACUCAGCCAUGGAUGCCAUGGCUGCAAAUGACUAAUGUUUGUUUUGGAAUGUAGUUUAUAAAUAUUGAUCGUGCAAACCACUUUUAUGAAGUUACGCUUGUUGCAGCUCCAUAUCUAGUUGCUUCAUCUCAUUGAAAUUA